UGUUAUUACACAUAUCUUAUUAUAUUUUCAUUAAUGAUAAGAUACUGAGUACAGAAAAAGGCUGUUAAUAAAUGGUUUUAUUUAUGUGAUAAUCAGAAUUGUUGAAAUAUAACAAUUAUUGGUUAAUUUAUUUCAACAUGUACCAAAAUUGGCUUUUAUAUUUAGAGUACCUACGCCGAAAAUAAACUGCAUCGAUACGUACCUAAUAUCUUGUUACUAAUUAUAGUUUGAUAAAAAGUGAGUUAAUAAAAUUAAUGUAUCAUUUAAUUUUGAAUUACAUUAACAUAAUUAACAUGUUUUUGCAAAGUUUGUGAUGUACCCAUCACAAACGUUUUUGACUUUUAGAAGCCAAUUUUACUCCAGUAGUAAACAGUUACUCCUACUCAGACUAACUUAUUUUUAAUUAUGCUGAAGUUUUGAACAUCUAAUUACAGUGUUUUAAUCAUAUUGAAACAAGUUUAAAUUAUAAGUUUUGUUCUUUUCAUAACAAUUCUGUUUGUAACCUGAGAUGCAUGCUUUGUCUACAACUUCAUGAUUCUAUAAUCAGUUGGGUAAAAAUGGGUCACCACACAUGUUCCAGAUAAAUUGGGCUCUAAUUUGCCAUUUUUCCAUUUAAUACAGAAAAAAUAUAAUUACUUAGUAGAACAAUUAUUACUCAAUUUGUUCUAGAUUAUUCCCUUGCAAUGGUAAUGAGAAGAGUGUUUUCCAAAGCUUACAAAUCAUAUAAAAUCGCUGUAGACAAUGCAUUUAGUGCCAAGAAUCUGUUAUACACAAAUAUCAUGAUAUCCAUGGGAUCAUCAAGUUGUGGAGAUUUGUUACAGCAGUCUUACGAAAUCAUUAGAGAGCAACUUGUACACUUUGAUUUCCAACGAACGGCACAAAUGGCAUUUUCAGGGUUCACUGCGGGUGUUAUUUGUCAUCAUUGGUACCUUAUCUUAGAUAGAUUUAUAAUUGGUAGAACCAUCUAUAUGGUGAUCAAAAAAUUGAUAAUGGAUCAGUGCAUCUGUUCCCCUAUAGUAAUAUUAUCAUUCUUUGCGACUGUGGCAUUGUUUGAAGAUGAUCCUUUAGAUAACUUUACAGUUGAAGUCUCCAAUAAAUUCUGGACUCUGUACAAAGCUGAGUGGGUUGUGUGGCCACCAGCACAGAUUAUAAACUUUUAUUUUUUACCAACAAGGUAUAGAGUAGCAUAUGACAACACAAUAUCUUUUGGCUAUGAUAUCUAUACUUCUCAUGUUAAGCAUUCAAGGUCUAAAGUUAUUGAGAAAGAAAGUGUACAAAAAGAUAAUAAUGUAGGAACCGAAAAAACUAAUGGGAAUUAAGUAUCGAAUUAAGGAUGA
Messenger RNA from Spodoptera litura, 1337 nucleotides. RefSeq names its product mpv17-like protein 2. Gene Ontology annotation, biological process: mitochondrial ribosome assembly. Lineage: Eukaryota; Metazoa; Arthropoda; Insecta; Lepidoptera; Noctuidae. Gene Ontology annotation, cellular component: membrane; mitochondrion; cytoplasm. The record is from RefSeq and is a predicted model, not a curated record.